Bombyx mandarina (wild silkworm) is the source of this 2278-nucleotide messenger RNA. RefSeq lists its product as uncharacterized. Gene Ontology annotation, cellular component: nucleus. Gene Ontology annotation, molecular function: RNA polymerase II cis-regulatory region sequence-specific DNA binding; zinc ion binding; DNA-binding transcription factor activity. The record is from RefSeq and is a predicted model, not a curated record. NCBI's taxonomy places the organism in Eukaryota, Metazoa, Arthropoda, Insecta, Lepidoptera, Bombycidae. Gene Ontology annotation, biological process: regulation of transcription by RNA polymerase II.
UGUACAUAAUUGUCAAAUGAAAUAUUCCAAUAACUUUGUGUAAAGGGUAAAAUAAAACGAAUUCCUCAUUUCAGGAAACUGUUAUGUUUUCUAAAUUAUUAUUUAUUUUCCUAAUAUAAAAUAAGCUACACUUCCAAAAAGCUUCCUUACAAAAACUUUGCAGUGUCGGUCGUAAUUAUUAUAAGAGGAUGCCAAUCAUAAAGGAUUUGUGUAGAUUGUGUGCUACUCAGGAUGAAUUCUCCAAAGAUUUGUUAGAUGAAAGUAACAGAAAUGUUUUAAACCUUAUAGAAGAUUUCCUGCGGAUAAUAAUUUGUGAGAACGAUACUCUACCAACAAAAAUUUGCUUAAAUUGUGAAGAAAAAAUGGUGUCUCUUCAACUUUUCAUAUUAGAAUGCAACAAAACACAAGAAGCAUUAUCGAGUAUGCUCAUGGAUUUGGAAACCAGUGAAUUAGAUGAAAAAAAAGAUGAUAUUCUUUUGACAGUCACAGAUGUCCAUAUCAAAUCUGAGGUCAAAGAUGAGAAUGCUGACUAUACAAUAAAUACAGCAGUCCCAGACUUACUUGCUUAUCAAAAAAGUGAAGAGUUAUGUGAUUAUCAAAGCAAUGACAUUAGUUGUGGUGAUGAUGAUGAUGAAGACGCAUAUUCAGAUGAUAAUAUUACAAUUGCAUCUUUGAAACUUCUCACUAAGAAGGAAUUAAAAAAGAAAAUACCUACAGAAGAAGACACUAGAAAUAUGAAGGAAAUUUUGAGAAAGGAUAAUUUGAAAAUAAAAGAUUUAGUUAAAUUAGAAUGUGUUUUUUGUGAGGAACAAAAAAUGCAGACUUGGAGUAUGUUACAAUACCAUUACGCAAAAGUACAUCAUUGUAAGCCAGUUGUAUAUUGUUUAUGCGGCCUAGAAAUAAAAUCUAAAUCAGUGCUUUACAAACAUUUAUCUGAUCAUAAAAUAGAAAGUCGAAAGUUAAGGAAGGCCGAAAAUGGUCAUAGCACCGAAAGUGGGAAAGACAGUGAGCAGUAUCCCAAGCAAAAAGUCAGUGACUUUGUGAAUUUCACCUGUGUCGACUGCCACAAGAAAUGUUCCAGUUGGUAUAGUUUAAAAUCUCAUUGUAUAGCGGCUCAUAAAACAUUGCCCGUCGUCAAAUGUGUUUGUGGGAUAGUGCUUAAGUCCAAAUCCAUAAUGUAUAAACAUGUAAAUGAUCACAGAAAUCCCAAUAUGUUUUCAUGUGAUAAAUGCCCGAGAAUAACAAAAACGUUAUCGGCCAUGAACAAACACAAAUUCAAGCAUAUUCCGAAAGCGGAUAGAAAGUAUCCCUGUUCUUCGUGCGAGAAAACGUUUAAAACAAAAGAAACAUUAAAAUCACACGAAAGAUCCCACAUACCUGUACAGGAAAGAAAGAUAUUCAAUUGUGAAGUUUGUAAUAUGAAGUUCACGACUCGUUCGUCUGUGGUCUCCCACAAGCGCGUCGUUCACGACAAGAUCAAGGCGUACGUGUGCGACCUGUGCGGGUACGCGUGCGGCACCAACGGGGAGCUGCGGCAACAUCGCGCCAUACACAGCGACGACAAGCCGUUCGUGUGCGAUAAAUGCGAUAAAACUUUCAAAACGUAUUCAAACCUGAAGACUCACAUGGACAUCCACGAGGACACGUCGUACGAAUGUUUCAUUUGUCGACGCGUGCUAAACAGUCGCCGGACGCUACGUAAACACUUGCUGGUCCACGAAGACAAGUGCCGGCACGUUUGCUCGUAUUGCAACAAAGCGUUUAAGCGAAGGCAAACUUUGAAGGUUCACAUGUACACCCACACUGGCGUCAAGCCCUUGACGUGCAAGCUGUGCGACGAGCGGUUCGCCUACGCGUCGACGCUGCGCUCACAUCGCAUGCGCUGCCACCCGGAGCUCAUGGUACCCGACGGACGCGCUGCUUACCCAGCCGCCAACUACAACCACGUGCCUGUCUCCAAUAAUUACAUAAAAAACGAUAUGGCUCCGGCGAAUCCUGUAGCUAAAAACGAAGUGGAAGCAUUGUAGGAAAUAUUUCUUAAUAGAUGUCAUAAGUACGUCACGAUCAUCACAAAUAAUGCAAGCUUACAAACAACAUGUAAAUUAUUUGAAAAAUAAAACUUUUCAUCGUUAAUUGUAUUAAAUAUCGGAUCAUUUAUGGAUUGGUUUUAUUGUUCUCCAAUUUUAUUAUCAGUUCAAUAUUUUUAAAUAUUAAGCUUUAUAUUACGGGUUAAAGUAUGAAAUUGCCAAUUUGUACUGAAAAUUUGAGGUUCGUUUUU